Molecule: messenger RNA, 3180 nt
Organism: Fusarium sp. VM40
Lineage: Eukaryota; Fungi; Ascomycota; Sordariomycetes; Hypocreales; Nectriaceae
Source: the annotation of a GenBank genome assembly
AUGGCUUCAUUGGGUCAUUCGCGCGCAAGUAGUGUAGCCACCGUAGGCUCACACUCUUUGGGCAGCCCAGGUGUUUUCAAUCAUGGCUCGAGACCGGGUGGUAGUAGAGGAGGCGAUUCUCCGUCAAAGGCCCCAUUUCCACACAUCGACGAUGUUAUCGCUCCCCCGCGCGACCUUGACCCGAAUAUGUCUAUUAGGAAGUUACUCGAGACGGCCGAAACAUCGUUACGACAGGCUGAGAUGGCUCGGGAUUUUCGCAGACCAACUGUUGCUCUCCAAGAAUACAUACGAGCAUCCAUCAUUGCAGUUCAGACCAUUACCAAACAUCCGGACUACAUUGAUCUCAAAGCAACCCAUAGAGAUUUUGUAAGGUCGCAUACCAAUCUGCUCACCAAGAUCAGCCAACAGGAUCCCAUCUACGCCAAAAUCAAGCACGAUAUUGUUGAGGACAACAAACGGUCCGGUGUACAGCCUCAGUCAGUUCGCUCAAGCUCCUCUCAGGGGAGCAGCCGGCCCCAAACCCCAUCGAAGCCGGCUAUUGAUGGGACUAUGUCGCCUCUGAAACCUCGAUUUGAUGGUGCUGGCAUCAAUGGUUCUCCAGCUCGAUCAAAACCAAUGAUUCAACCGAAGCCCCAAUCUCUCCAUGGAAACGCCAUCAAACCAGGCAUUCAAGGAGGGGCUGGGGCACCGAAAAGUACUUCUCAAGAUCUUGCUGCCAGAUUUGCCAACUUGAGAGGCCCCCAAGCAUCACCAGGACAGGAUCCCCGUAUUAAGACACACCAGAUAACCCUUCCGAAGCCGAAUGGACCUAGAGAGAUGCCUCCUCCUCGGCCGCCCAAGGUUGGUAUCGAUACCAAUGUGCCGACUCUACCCAAGAUGCCAGAUGCCAUCUACAGUCCUGCUCGUGGUAGUAUCUCAGGGGAAGUAACAAGGCCACCCGCCAGUACGCCACGUAACAUGUAUAACCGUACAGCCUCCACAGUCUCUAUACCUGGGACUCCUACUGCUUCAUCGCAAGUGCAGCUGGACUAUUUCCAACCGACGCAAAGUUACUCGAAUAACUCUAUUCCUCCAGUACCCCCCACCAACCUUACAGGCUCCAUCAGAAUCCCAGACGGAAACACCAUUACCCCAGAUGAAUUAUAUCAGGCCAUGAAAGCCAAGGGGAGCAUCCUGAUAAUAGAUAUUCGAAUGAGGGAUGAUUUCAACGAGGGUCAUAUCCUAUCAUCUUCGAUAAUCUGCAUCGAGCCCAGUAUCUUGCUUAGGGAUAGCCUUUCUGCGGAUGACAUAUCUGAAAGCCUAAUUCUCUCACCUAACCAAGAGCAAUUACUUUUCGAGCAACGUAACCUCUACGACUUGGUAAUUUUCUAUGACCAAGACUCUGAGGAUAUCCCACAACACCCACGGAGUUCAGAUGAUUUAGUUAUCAUCUCACUCCAUCGAGCUUUGCUUCACUUCAACUAUUUAAAAGAGCUCAAAAACACCCCCAAGAUUCUGAAGGGAGGACUGGACGCUUGGAUCGAUCUGAUGGGCCCAGCUUCCUUGGGGUCUACCAUUUCCUCAACAAAUAGACCGGCGAACCUGGAGGGGAGUCGGAACAGGUCUUCGGCUAUUGAGCGACGAAGGUCCAAAUAUAUCGUCAAACCUCUAAAGCCGGACGAAGUCAAAGCAUGGCAAGAGGCACUCAAGAACGAGGACAUACAAACGGCAUCAUCGCCUAACUUCACUCGUACCACUGAGGACUUUUUGCGAAGAUUCCCACCUGUGUCGUUAGAACAGCAGUCGAUGACUUCUCCAGACGACAAACCACCAAAGCGCCUGGUUUAUGGGUCAUCUCACAAGGUGGAUCUCUACACAGAUCUGCCUUCGCCCCCCACAAGGCCAGCUCCCGCUCUACCGCGGCGUAGCUACAGUGGUCUCACGGAGGGUCGGGAUGAGAAUGAGCUGUAUGGAAAUAACAAUGCAGUCGUGCCAGGGCGCCCUUCAAGGGCACCCACUAUGAAGGCCGUGGACCACCAAUCUACAGGUGACUCUACCAGGUUCUACACUGGGCUUAACAAUCCACACAAUUGGUGCUAUGCCAACAGUAUGCUCCAAAGUCUUCUCGCUUCACCUGAAUUCGGCAGAGAACUGGCAAACUCAGAAUGGGCUAGCAAAUACAAGGCACCGAGAAAGGAUAAUGAGAAGAGUGAUCAUCCCCAGCUUAUGAUCCGAAUUGUUUCGAACUUGUUCCACUGGAUGAAUUCGGGCAAAUUCCAGGCCAUGAAAGCUCAGACACUCAUGGACUACUCACGCCAUCUUUGCACCCAAGGCCGGAAUUUCGAACUUUUUGGUGGUCCUCAACAACAAGAUGCUCAGGAGUUCAUGUCGUUCUUGUUCACUCACCUUCAUGAUGAGACCAAUACGCGCCGAGAUCGAACGGGCAAGGAGGUCCAGCCUGAUACUACCCGUCAGAGCCUCUUGCGAGCUGCUGUUGAGGUUUGGAACAGCUACAUCGAAUUCAAUCAGUCUAUCAUCGACCGCUUCUGGCGUGGCCUGGAGUUGUCAACAGUCAAGUGCUCCGAAUGCCAGACUCGUACCUACAGGUAUACCAUGUUCGAAACAUUCCCUGUCUCAGUGGAUGUUGGUCGUGGUAUGACUCUUACGGAAGUCCUCGACGGAUAUACAGCUCCAUCGUUAAUCAGCGGCUUCGACUGCGAUCACUGCCGUCACAAGACCCAAGCUCAACAAAUAAUCUCUUUUGCCCGCCUUCCUGAUCUUCUUUGCAUCUCCUUUCGCCGCUUCCACUACAUACAGGCAGAACAAGAUGUUGUCAAGUCGACUGCGACCGUCAAAUGGGACCUCAACCACAUCGACCUUACGCGCUACUUCCUCCCUCGUAGCGCUCAGGAUGCUUCCGAGGCCGAUCUCAUGGAUCCUGGCUUUACGGGCAGGUUCCACUAUGAGACUUACGCUGUUAUUGUUCAUUCCGGUAGCCGUGUCAACAACGGACAUUACUUGGCAUAUGUGCGAGAUUCGUCGUCUCACGAUCCGUAUGCUUGGCACUGCUGCAAUGAUACACAAGUAACAAAGGUUCGCAUUGGUACUGGAGACCGUGAUGAUGCUCAGGAGGAAGUAUUCAAGUCUGGACGAGAUCGCGUUCCCUAUAUGGUUUUCCUUCGCCGCAAGGCUCAACGAUGA